GUUACUCGCCUUGUUAUGCAACAAAAAAUACAACCUUUCCAGGCAAGAAGUCUGAGAGGAAAAAAAUUAGUUUUUCUUCACUUUUCACCGACAAUAAAUAGGGAAACGCCACAAUGGUCAAAUAUUUGAAGCUCCUGCAGUCGCAAGCUAAACGUGCGGCUUUAUACACCGUGGAACACAAUCAACGUUGGUUCCAUGCCUCAUGUGCCGCCGCAUCGAAAGUCGCUUUGUCGAAAUUCGACCAAAAUGUCUAUUUGCCGUACGAAAAGUUGUGCGCCAACUUGGAAGUUGUCAAGAAACGCUUGAAUCGUCCACUUACGAUGUCCGAAAAGGUCCUUUACUCGCAUUUGGACGACCCCAAGGGACAAGAUAUCGAACGUGGAACAUCUUAUUUGCGUUUGAGACCUGAUCGCGUUGCCAUGCAAGAUGCCACUGCUCAAAUGGCGAUGCUCCAAUUCAUCUCGUCGGGCUUGCCAAGAGUUGCGGUGCCCUCGACUAUUCACUGUGAUCACUUGAUCGAAGCCCAAGUUGGCGGCGACAAGGAUUUGGCACGUGCCAAGGACAUCAACGAGGAAGUUUAUCGUUUCUUGCAAACUGCCGGAGCGAAAUACGGCGUUGGAUUCUGGAAACCCGGAUCCGGUAUCAUCCAUCAAAUUAUCUUGGAGAAUUACGGUUUUCCCGGAUUGUUGAUGAUUGGCACGGAUUCCCAUACUCCGAAUGGCGGAGGUCUUGGUGGCUUGUGCAUUGGCGUUGGCGGUGCUGAUGCUGUUGACGUUAUGGCUGAUAUUCCAUGGGAAUUGAAGUGCCCCAAUGUCAUUGGUGUGCAUUUGACUGGCAAGAUUGGUGGAUGGACAAGUCCUAAGGAUGUCAUUCUUAAGGUCGCCGAUAUCUUGACAGUCAAGGGCGGCACGGGAGCCAUUGUCGAAUACUUUGGCGAAGGUGUCAACUCAAUGUCAUGCACAGGCAUGGCAACAAUUUGCAACAUGGGUGCCGAAAUCGGUGCAACGACGUCAGUUUUCCCCCUCAACGAUCGUCAAAUCGCUUACCUCAAAUCAACGAAACGCGAUGCCAUCGGCGCCGAAGCUCAAAAAUACAAGGAAAAACUUUUGACUGCCGACAAGGGUGCUCAAUACGAUCGCGUCAUCGAAAUCAACUUGGAUACCUUGGAGCCUCACGUAAACGGACCCUUCACGCCCGACUUGGCGCAUCCCAUUAGCAAACUUGGCGAAAAUGCCAAGAAGAACGGCUACCCAAUGGACAUCAAAGUCGGUUUAAUUGGCUCGUGCACCAACUCCUCGUACGAAGAUAUGGGUCGUUGUGCCUCGAUUGCCAAGAAUGCCAUGAAGCACGGCAUCAAAUCGAAGAUUCCCUUCAACGUGACACCCGGAUCGGAACAAGUUCGUGCCACGAUCGCGCGUGACGGCAUCUCGAAGACGUUGGAAGAGUUCGGAGGCACUGUUUUGGCAAAUGCUUGCGGUCCCUGCAUCGGUCAAUGGGAUCGUCGUGAUGUCAAAAAGGGCGACAAGAACACAAUUGUCACGUCGUACAACCGAAACUUCACCGGACGUAAUGAUGCCAAUCCAGCAACGCAUUGUUUCGUCACGAGUCCCGAAAUGGUGACAGCUUUGUCGAUUGCCGGGCGUUUGGAUUUCAAUCCCAUCACGGAUACCUUGACCGGAGCUGAUGGCAAACCCUUCAAAUUGGAGUCGCCCUAUGGCGAUGAAUUGCCAACUAAGGGAUUCGAUCCUGGCAUGGAUACCUACCAAGCUCCCCCAUCGGAUGGCAGCUCCGUGAAAGUUGAUGUCGAUCCAAAAUCGAACCGUUUGCAAUUAUUGUCGCCCUUCGACAAGUGGGAUGGCAAAGAUUUGACCGAUAUGACUGUUUUGAUCAAAGUCAAGGGAAAGUGCACCACUGAUCACAUCUCCGCUGCUGGCCCAUGGUUGAAAUUCCGCGGUCAUUUAGAUAACAUCUCCAACAACAUGUUCAUUGGAGCCACAAAUAGCGAAAAUGGCGAAAUGAACAACAUCAAGAACCAAGAUACCGGCGCAUGGGGUGCUGUUCCCGAUGUUGCUCGUCACUACAAGGCAAAGGGCAUCCGAUGGGUCGCUGUCGGCGACGAAAAUUACGGCGAGGGAUCGUCUCGCGAACAUGCAGCUCUUGAACCCCGUCACUUGGGAGGUCGUGCCAUCAUUGUAAAGUCUUUCGCUCGCAUUCACGAGACAAAUUUGAAGAAACAAGGUUUGCUUCCUCUUACCUUCGCUAAUCCAGCUGAUUAUGAUAAGGUUCAACCUACCGAUAAAAUUUCCAUCUUGGGCUUGGACAAAUUCGCUCCUGGCAAACAAUUAGACUGUGAAAUCAAGCAUGCCGACGGCAAAGUCGACAAAAUCAAGUUGAAUCACUCCUUCAACGACUUGCAAAUCACCUGGUUCCGUGCCGGAAGCGCCUUGAAUCGCAUGAAGGAAAUUGCUGCUGGCAAGUAAGAUGCUAAAGAAGACAUAAACACUAUGCAAUAAGGGAUGCUGUUUCGUUGUAUUGUCGUUAUUUCUAAAAAAAAACAAACAAAAACAACUGAAAAAUGAAGUCAAGUCAAAUAAUUAGAAUUAAACAUGAAAUUUUUGUUUUAAUUUAAAUGUGUUGUCACACACGAGUUUAUAAUAAUUUCGACGGAAUUCGAUAAUAAAUAGAUUUAAAGCCAAAAAAAAAUUAUUAAAAUAAUGAAUAUUGAGUCAUACCUAUAUGAUAUCUUUGUAGAUUUAUAAAUAGCGAUUAUUAUGCUACAUUUGAAUAAAAUUUGAAAAUGGCCCUCAA
Culicoides brevitarsis is the source of this 2808-nucleotide messenger RNA. Its product is annotated as probable aconitate hydratase, mitochondrial. The transcript has 4 exons. Lineage: Eukaryota; Metazoa; Arthropoda; Insecta; Diptera; Ceratopogonidae. The record is from RefSeq and is a predicted model, not a curated record. Gene Ontology annotation, biological process: tricarboxylic acid cycle. The coding region runs from base 114 to 2480 and encodes 788 amino acids. Gene Ontology annotation, cellular component: cytosol; mitochondrion. Gene Ontology annotation, molecular function: 4 iron, 4 sulfur cluster binding; aconitate hydratase activity.